GCUGUCAGCGGUGAAGAGGCAGUUGGAAUGAAAUUGGAAACAUUGUCACAUCACUGGAGAGGAUCUUUAAUACAAUUGUGUUGUCCUUGUGACGAAAGAAAAGAUGGCUGAAAACAGCAGACAACAGCAUAACUAAAACAUUAAAAAAAAACAAAGUCAACAAUCUUUACUGUGUGGCUGAAUCCACUCCCUGUGAGCUAAGAACUCACUGCUUGUGUUCAACGAUGAAUGUUUUGGUGAUUAAGCUUCUCUGCAUGGUUGUGGUCUUCAUCCUGAUGAUGUUGGGUUCCUUGAUUCCUGUUCGGAUCAUAGAAGCCAACCAUGAGAAAAUGCACAAGUCCAGGAGGUUGCUGUCAAUCUGCAGUUCGUUUGGUGGUGGAGUAUUUCUGGCGACCUGCUUUAAUGCUUUGCUGCCGGUUGUGAGAGAAAAGGUUCAAGAGGUUCUUGCAAUCGGAAAAAUAUCGACUGACUACCCACUAAGCGAGACAACGAUGAUGCUGGGUUUCUUCUUAACUAUCUUUAUUGAACAGUUGAUUCUGACAUUUCGAAAGGAGAGGCCAUCGUACAUAGACUUGGAGAUGUUCAAUGCCGGAUCCGAGGGGGGCAGUGAUUCCGAGCAUGAGAGCCCCUUCAUUUCAUCAGGACGAGGUCAAAGCAACUUCUAUAGGCACAGAUCCCAUUCACAUUGCCAUUCAUUGAAUGCGUCCGAGGUGUCCCAUUCUAGCCCUUUGCGCUUGCUCAGCCUGGUAUUUGCUCUGUCCGCACACUCUGUGUUUGAGGGUUUGGCACUGGGGCUGCAAGAAAAGAUGGCAAAGGUGAUCAACCUAUUUAUUGGAGUGGCAGUGCAUGAGACGCUAGCUGCUGUGGCGUUGGGAGUGAGCAUGGCGAAAGGAGCACUGCCGAUGAAAGACGCCCUGAAGCUAGCUCUGAUGGUUAGUGCGAUGAUACCAACCGGGAUCGGCAUUGGGAUGGGCAUCCAGAGUGCCAACAGCCUUGGUAGCCACAUCGCGUCAGUCCUGCUGCAGGGUUUUGCUGCAGGAACAUUUCUGUUUGUCACCUUCUUCGAAAUUCUGGUUAAAGAAUUUGAAGACAAGCAUGACCGCCUUCUGAAAGUCCUUUCGCUAAUCAUGGGCUACGGACUGCUGGCUGGGCUCAUCUUUCUAAAGUGGUGACUACUUGUCUUGGUUCCGUUUGUGACAUCAUUAAGGCAUGUGCCCAGGUUAGACAAGAUGGUUAGUUGUAUCCUCAACAUGUGUUAUCUUUUGACCUAUCAUUCCAUCUAUGGUUAAUAUUAGAGUCACUGUUGCUGUUGUGAAUAUUUAAUUGGAUUGAUGUUUACCACAAGUAUACUGUGCAAAUUUGCCACUGGGCUCAGUGUAUUGAUUGCAGAUCACCAGAAAGCGUUUUAAAAGAAAUAUUGAAGCUUUUGCACUGUAAUAAUGUGUUGGUAUAUUUCCUGUGGUGUUCUUAAUUAAUACAAAAUUGCUUCCAUCUGUAGGUCAGCCUAACAUAUAACUCAAGUAGUCCUUCUGGAAAAGUACAAUCACAGCUGGGAAUUUUCAAGUUCAGUCAGGGAUUUCACACACACACAUCAUCACACUUUAGUGAAACCCUUAUGAUAGCCUGCUGAAUUCACUGGUGCAUGUUUGCUGUAUGAGGUUUAACUUAUUUACAGGGUUUUUAAAGUCUUCACAUUGAAUUCCUUAUGAACUUCAGUAGUACUUCAGUACAAAAUCUAUUUAUAAACAUUUAACUACUCCAGGAUGCUUUCAAACUAAAAUACAAUAGCCCAAUGAAAUUUUUCUAACACCACUGAACACUGUGCACCAGUAUUGAAACCAAGAUAUUCCACAGGAAUCACUCAUUUUUCACCUUGUACUACCAAUCACAUGGCAGGGGUUUUAUAUUCCUGACUCCAGCUGUGUUGACACAUUCAGCUUGGUUGGGUCGAUAACAAUUACAUUUUUUCUUUCUGUCUUUGGAUGAGAUAGAGGAACAUCUGCCAAGGUUCUAUCCAUGGAUCCCUGUAGCCUGAUACAAAAUAGGAAAUGGCUGAUUUCCCAUCUCUUCCUUCCCAUUGUCUUUUAGCACUGAUUACCUCCAACAACCAGCUAAAUGAACUACAAGUUGUUGCAAAAUGGUGGCAGGACAUGAAGAAUGUGUAAAGCUGGGUGGAUUGAGAGUGGAAGGCCGUUAUUUUCAGCUUUAUGCUGGACACUUGGUGAAAUUUGGUAAUUAUUAAACAACCAGUUUCUCCUUGAUCUCGCUAUGUGAGACUUUCAAGAAGGAGCACGAACACCAGUAGUGUAGAAGGAUUGAACUAACUUGCACAGCUGAGGUCUGAGUACUUCUAUUAAUUCACUUUACCCUUUGUCAUGUGAUUUUGAACCUUGCCAAGCAUAAGUUUUAUUCCUACUUAUUAGUAUAAAGCUCUCCAAAUUCUGCUUUGCAUUCACUGUUUUCCCCACAGUGAGGGCCCCCUCAUUAAUUUCAUUGCCACAAAGUCACAGAUGGAGAAGCUUCAACAUAAAUUUCUGUUCAGUGACCCCUGUUGGAAACUGUACAUUUGCACAGCAGGUGAUAACUGAUUUGAGCACUUCUUUUGUAGUAUUAACAGCGCUUUCAAGAGAGAGUACAUCAUUAGCACUGUAUAGAUGCACAAAGUAUUGCUAUGUCAGUGGAGGGCAUCCUCAGUUGGUGAAAGCUCUCACUAAUGAUCGGUGCUUUAGAGAAAAAUAGUGCUUAUUUUUAACCGAGGUUUCUUAUGGUCUUUGCUUUCUAAAAAGGAGUUAUCCAGGAAAUAAUUCCAGCAGAUGUGGCAGGAACUCCACACAUUGUUUGUAAAUUUACGGAAAGACAGUGUUUCCCGUAGAUGGGUUUGGCAUUAGCUCUGAGGAGUAUAAUUGCCCUCCUGGGCAAAAAGCUGUUGCCUGUGCAUUGCUUCACUGCGCCUCACAGAAGUAGCUUGUCGCUAUAUGUAAAUUCCUCAGUAAUCUCAGUCAGUGAUUUAGAAACAAGUUGGUUUCCUCCAUUAAUGUGAGUGUGAAAAACCUUUGAUGUAUUUUAUUUCCUCGGUUUUGUCCCUGAAGGCACAGACCCCUGAGCAGUGCAAAUUGUACUACUUUCAAGUAGGCCCAGUCUGUGGCUUGAGGCUUUAGACAUUGUGUUGGUAGUUUGUUUAACAAGGGAAGAAUUGAUUACUUUUGUCCAACUUAAAGGUAACUGGAUGUCAAGUAUGUAAAUAAAACCCUUUUAAUGUAGAAGGGUGAAAUGAAAUUAUAGCAGAGAAGUGGUCGAUAUCGCUUGAUAGUCUUUUUGUAUAUUCUACACAAAACUUAAACAGAUUAUGGAAACUGUCUGUUUAAAUGCCAUGGGUGACUGAAUUUAUAUUGGGAGGCAGUGUGGAGCACCAUUUAACCGUGCUUUGAGAGAAACUGAUAUGUUUUUUUUAUAUAAGUGCUGCAGGCAUUGACUUAUUCUAGCAACAUUACAAUAUAUUUGCAAGACAGUGAUGUAGUUCUAAGAAAUGUCUUUGUGAAUGACAUUUGAAAGACAUAAUGAAGUGUGAAUCAAUGCAGGGAUUUCAUGUGCUCUCAUUGGGGGGCAUUUACUGUAUGUGGUUUGAUUUUGAUAGAGUUGCCUUUUAGUGGAGGGUUGGCAGUAUCUUCACACCCAAUGAAAAACUGAUAUUACAUUAUGUAUUUGUUAUGCUCUUUUCUGUAGUGGUGCCAAUGGAAGUUGUGCUUAUUCAAUAGUAUAUAAUGCUGUUCUUGGGCUUAUGUUCUUUAGGCUGCAGUGUAUUGUUUCCUGAUGGAACCCUAUAAUAGAGGAGAGGUGCAGAAUGUGAUAUAAUUAGUAUGCUUUCUCAUAAUUUAAAGGAUUAAAAAGCAGACUAAUAUAGAUUAGGAUGUUUCUGGAUUUUGUUAUAUGUAUAUUUGGUUAAUGGAACUGACAACUGUUAUUGUCUUGCACACAAGAAAAGGUAAAUGAUUUCUCCCUGAGCAAAGUAGGAAAAAUCAAAUGUUUCCAUCUGCUGGUCCAGUGAUCCUCGUUGCUGACUGCUUACUUAUGAACCAAUCAUUGUGGAUGGCCAUGGCACUUACUAAUGCAAGGCCCUGCUGGUCGGAGGCAUACAUUAAUAGUCCUUCUGGUAAUAUACUACACAACAGCUGACAUUUGUGGAGCUAAAGACCAGUAUGAAUCAGUACCUUCGGAGGAGGAGUUUAUUCUGUGAGUCCUGGAUUCUUAAUAAGCUCCAAAAGCAAAAUUACAACCAUUAAUUAUAGAGUCUCAGUUGAGUGUAAAGGCCAACACUAAAGCAUAAAGUCUCCACCUGCUUCCAUAACCAGAUUGGGCCCUGACUGUACUGAAGCUGCACAUAAGUACACAGAAGAUUAUACUCUGAACCUUGGGUAUAUUUGUAAUGUAAAAUGCCUGCAUUUGUUGCCUUAAAUGGCAAUGGACUUAUUUAUGGAUAUAGCUGUUGCUCUGGAUUUCCAGCAUCUGCAGGAUUUCUUGUGUUUGUGGAUAUAGUUGUAUUGUUUGUGUAAAUAUGUUCCUGAUAAUGUUUAAAGUGUAUUCUUUCUCCCAACAGUCCAAAUCUGUCAGUGAAGUGUUACAAUUAUGUCAUUUUUUCAUCUGUUCAUCUUUGCACUUGUACUCAAGUUAUUUUUGUUCUCUGUAACCUCCAUGACUGGGAGGAAAGUAGGAAAACAGAAAAGCGCUAAACAACAUUCUUUGUUAAUUAAGAAAAAAUGAAAAAAAAAGUAGUUAAAGGAAAACUUUGGGCCAAAUACAUGAAUGAAGACAUUAAUUAGCAUCCAGAGGAAUUUGAAAAUCUUAA
Molecule: messenger RNA, 4843 nt
Organism: Mobula hypostoma (lesser devil ray)
Lineage: Eukaryota; Metazoa; Chordata; Chondrichthyes; Myliobatiformes; Myliobatidae
Product: zinc transporter ZIP3-like
Exons: 3
Coding region: 225-1172 (315 amino acids)
Biological process (GO): zinc ion transmembrane transport
Cellular component (GO): plasma membrane
Molecular function (GO): zinc ion transmembrane transporter activity
Source: RefSeq, a predicted model, not a curated record